CAAGUCGAGCUUGGCUUGUGCGAACUGCAGGCGACCGCACAGUAGCUGGUGCAGCGCAUACUGCGAUUGUGGAAGUGUACUUGCGUUAACCACCGAGAUGCUUAUCAGGGUUACCGGAAACUAGGAACGCUUUACCUUACUCUUUCGCACACGGACGUGUGCCGAAAACUUUCCUGACUUCAGUUGUGGCGGCCGGAAAGCGCGGCCGUGGUCACGCACCAUGCGUUUGCCGAGCUUGAGUACGCUGAUGCAGAUCUCCGGUUGGACCGGAAUCGGACUCGUCUGCAGCUCUUUCUGGUUUAAAAACUACCUGGGCUACAAGAUGAGCGAGCUGGAGUACUACAAGAUGGCCAUGUCGACGCUUCGGGGAAACGCAGCUGCCAUGAAACUUCUCGGCGAGCCGCUCAAGGAACAUCGCAUCGACAUCGGCGACACAACCAGCACCUCGACGCGACCGCACCGAGCUCAGAUGAAAGUUCCAGUUCAGGGCUCCAAGCAGCGUGGCGAGCUGUACCUGUGGGCCGAACGGCACGCGCUCGACGUGCCAUGGGAGUUGCUGAGGCUUGAACUUGGCUUGGAAGCACACAAGGACAAGCGCCUGCUAGUCUACUGCAACCCAAAGUACGCCAAGGACUAUGUGAAAGACUUUGACGUCGACGUAUUGCCCGUGGUGGCUUCGGACAAGUCAAGUGACCCGAGUUAACCAGUGUUUUGUGUAGUGAUAUGGUUAGGCUUGUACUGAGUGUUGCUUAGCUAUCAGGGCAAGCUAUAGACCACUCUUCCAGCUAAAACACUGGCACAUUUGAGCUGAAAUUUUGCACAGAGAUAGCUCUUCAUGGUGGAAUCACUUCAAUACCAUGUUUGUAUGCAUUACUUUCAUGCUUCGGCCACAAGAAAUCCAAAGUAUGCAUCGUACGUGGUGAUGCCAUUCAGAAAAUGCCGAAUUCACUGCAGUAAUAUGGUGGCACCAUCCAUCACCACUACAUUGGAAAGUAUGGUGGCUAUCUGUCAAGACUAUGAUGAAAUGUGCUAUUCAACAUAGUGGUGUCAGACUGCGCCACCGUUUCGUUUCAGCAAAAUAGACAUUUCUGAAUGGCUUCAUCACAUAUGACACAUGCUUGGGAUUUAUUGUGAAAAAAAAAACAGGCAAGUCAUGCACACACACGUGGUAUUAAACUGAACCCACCAUGAAAUGCUACCUAUGUGUAACAUAUCAGCUCGAAUGAGCCAACAGUGGCAAACAACACUCAGUAUAUUUAAGUUAUUUUUAAAAAGAAAAGGUAAACAUUUGCUAGGACGAAUACAAUAUUGAUGCAUCACCUGUGAAAAAAUGUUUGCCUCUGUCCACACACGUUAAUGCCAACAGUGGUGACUAUAAAGAAACUGUUUAACACUACAUAGGCUUAUACAGCACUUGGUAGACAAAUAAACAGGUUGUUUCUUU
Messenger RNA from Dermacentor silvarum, 1444 nucleotides. RefSeq lists its product as uncharacterized. The coding region runs from base 221 to 703 and encodes 160 amino acids. The transcript is spliced from 2 exons. Gene Ontology annotation, cellular component: mitochondrial inner membrane. The record is from RefSeq and is a predicted model, not a curated record. Gene Ontology annotation, biological process: mitochondrial respiratory chain complex I assembly; mitochondrial respiratory chain complex IV assembly. Lineage: Eukaryota; Metazoa; Arthropoda; Arachnida; Ixodida; Ixodidae.